Messenger RNA from Myotis myotis, 4551 nucleotides. RefSeq names its product ubiquitin conjugating enzyme E2 Q family like 1 (gene UBE2QL1). The transcript has 2 exons. The record is from RefSeq and is a predicted model, not a curated record. Lineage: Eukaryota; Metazoa; Chordata; Mammalia; Chiroptera; Vespertilionidae. The coding region runs from base 25 to 846 and encodes 273 amino acids.
CCUCAAGCCGGCGCCGAGCCUAAAAUGGCCACGCUGCUCCGCAAAAUCGGGCUCAUCCGCCUGCACAACCGGGACACCGAGGACCCCAAGCACCACCACAACCACCGCGGCGGCGGCGGCCAGCAGAGCGCGUCGCUGCGCGGCAAGGGCGGCGCCAAGAGCAGCGGCCACAAGCAGCAGCACCCCCCCGGGGGCUCGGGCGACGGCAGCCCCGGGCCGGGCAAGGGCAAGGGCAAGCGCGCGCCGGAGCUGGCACCGCGCGACAAGCCGCCGCAGCCGGCGGCAGGGGCGGCGGGGGCGCCGGGCGGCGGGGGGCCCCGGGAGCCGGCGACAGGCGCCAGGGCGGGGCCGGGCCCCACGGGGGCGGCGGCGGCGGCGAGCGGCAGCCUGAUGCCCGUGGCGCGCCAGCAGCACUGCACGCAGGUGCGCAGCCGGCGACUCAUGAAGGAGCUGCAGGACAUCGCGCGCCUCAGCGACCGCUUCAUCUCCGUGGAGCUGGUGGACGAGAGCCUGUUCGACUGGAACGUGAAGCUCCACCAGGUGGACAAGGACUCGGUGCUGUGGCAGGACAUGAAGGAGACCAACACCGAGUUCAUCCUGCUCAACCUCACCUUCCCUGACAACUUCCCCUUCUCGCCGCCGUUCAUGCGGGUGCUCAGCCCGCGCCUGGAGAACGGCUACGUGCUGGACGGCGGCGCCAUCUGCAUGGAGCUGCUCACGCCGCGCGGCUGGUCCAGCGCUUACACGGUGGAGGCCGUCAUGCGCCAGUUUGCUGCCAGCCUGGUCAAGGGCCAGAUGGCAGCUUUACCGAAAAGAAACCCCAGAGGACUUGAGAGCGGAGAAUGAAUGACUCUCCUGAAGUAUGUUCCCACUUGGCUGCAGACAGGUGCACGAGGGUUUUAUCUUCCCACAUUAGGUGCUCUUCAUCAUAUUCAAGUUGGUUGAUGUUUUCCCGAAUCAAUAUUAAAUGUUACUGAAUAAAAUCAUAUGGGCUUCUUCUAGAUUUAUGAAGAAUAACCUUUGUGUUUAGAAGACUUGAAUGACCUCUAUUUGGUCUUUUUACAGCCAGUGUAUCAGAAACGAUCAGUCCCUCGUCACCUUCCUCUGUCUCUUUCACUGCAGGAUCUUUCACACUAAUCAAAUAAUGCUUGUUCUGCCAAUUUCACUAGAGCCAGAGCCCCUGGGAUACCAAGCAAAUAGCAUCCUAACUCCAGUGGAGAAGGGCACUUAAUUCUUGACUGAGGUCUGUUGUUACCAAGUAACUACCCUGCUAGUGCAUCUUUUCUGGGGCUUAGGUUCUACUUAAUUCUUGAGUUAGGAAUAGGAUGGAUGUGGCAGGUCUGGAAAGACAUCUCAAAGUGAGCGGGGUUUAACUCUUUAACGUCAGAGGUUCAUUCUGAAUCAAUGCUGGCUCUGAUGUAAGGUGCCUAUGAAUUGAGACAAGCCCCAGGGGUGGCUCAGGGGUCUCAGUUUAUUUUUCAAAUAGCAUUUAUACAAAUUAUGUGGGAGCAGAUUUCGUAGAAAUGCCUUUGUUAUUUUUUGGCAAUCAGAACUCUCUGGAGCAGUCCCUUACCUUUUUUUCAUUCUUCACAGUGAAGAUGACUUUGGGGGUCAGGGGAAAAGGAAUAUCAUUUUGUUUUAUAGAAUCACAGAACCACAUGUUAGAUUUGGAAGAGAUCGUAGAGGUCACCUGCACUACAGCCUGCAUUUUAAAAGAUGCAGGAAGGUAAAGAUCUCAAAUGAAAACUAAGGAAGUCUUUUUAAAAAGAACAGCUUCUUAGUUAAGUGCUUUCCAAGUUUACGUUAAUGCUAUGAAUAAUAGUUCUGUUGGUGCCCAUGUACUUCUUUUAAAAUAGGCACACCCUUUUUAUUGUAAUCAAAAUUAAAAGUCUUGCAUACAGCUUGCAAGUCACAGACUUCAGUGUAGUUAUCAAUAAUAUUUUAUGUAUUGAUUUUAAAAAUCUUACCUAAUUUAACUCGGGGUCCUUCACCUAGCAUAUUGUGUUAUAUUACCUAUUCUAGUGCAUUCAAUAUCUGAAAUGAAGGUGAGAACUCAGCAAAGUUAUUAAAAUCCCAAUCAGUUUCUUUGCUUUUUCCAUGCUGAUUUCAAUAUCCAAAAGGGAGGAAUGAAGAAUAUACAUAAACUAUUCGAAAUGCAAUGUAAGAAUGGGAGAAAUGAAGUCAUUAAUGUUUCAGGAUUCUGUGCACAGAAGUGUUUCAGGAACCUGACCAUUACUGUGCCUUUCCUACCUUUAUGAAUUCCCUGCCUACAAGUUGCUCAUUGCAGCACCGUAGCUACCAAAUUAUUUCCAUAGUACAAGGUAAUAGGCUUUGGGGAAAAUGCCUGAUUAGGCAUUCCAAGAGAACCAGCACUGCUACCAAACCAGUAAUUACUUUAAAAGAACGAAUCACUCAUUCUAGUACAUUCCUCCAUCUGUUGGCAUUUCUUUUCAGGGUUCGGUUUCUUAAGUGACAAAGUCAGAAAAAGCUCCUUUUUCUCUUUCACAAUUGCUCACCUUACCUUUCUGAAUGGAGGAUACACCAAGUCGAUUUUGUCUCAUACCUUUAGAGAAAUCGUAAAAUAAUAUUAAGGGUUUCAUUGGUAAUAUGAAAAGAUAAGCUUAACCUUUUUGUGGACAAAAUAAAAGUUGGGGUUUAUCACACAAUCUGAUCAAUUCAGUCAUUUCACAAAGCCUUUACCUGACUCUUUGGCUCAUGUUAUCAAAAUCUUUGGGUGUGCUGCUGUAUGGGUUGCAGCUGCUUUCAAUGAAAUCAGCAUGAAUUUCUUGUGUGCUGUAUUCUGUGUGGAGAAAGCGACAUACUUGCAGGCGUAUUUGUCUGCUGUCCAGCAUGAAGUCUCUUUUGACUAAUAGAGACAUUUUAGGUAACUCUUGCUUUUCUAUAACUGGAUGAAAAGCCCUGUACUUUUAAAAUGAACUGCUGACAGUGUUCAAACUUUAGACCAUUAUUUUUACCCUUUAUCAUUUAUUGAACCCAAAGGAGACAGUCCACCGCUCCUAUAAAUGAUUUUUAACGUUCAAAGCUGUAAGAAGUUGGUCUUGAAACUAAAGUCAGAUGCAACCAAAGGUAGAAACGACAGUGGACAGACUCUGGGAACCUGACAUUGAAGGGCCCUGUCCGAAGUGCCCAGGAGCUCACCGGCUUGUCCUCCAAGUGUGAAGUCUGGGAUAAUUGGAGGACUGGACAGAGACCCUCUUCUUGCAGUUGUGUGAGCAUAAGGUUUCACAAAAGCCACUUGAGGGAGCACUAACUUAGGAUUCCUUUUCACAUCUGCUCACAUCCUGAGUGGCCCCUUUUUAAUUAGCUAGAUGUGGCCAGGGACAGGGGACCAGAUGGCACUUGAAAGAUGGUUCCUCAGUCCUCCUCUAUCCCCUCAGAGCCAACCACAGGACUGGACUUGCCAUGAAGAUAAUAUUGAUCAGAAUAAUAGCAGCAGCCACUAACAACUACUGCAUGCUCUUGGCCUGGUUCUGGACCAGCUAAGUAAGCAAUUAGGCUAUUUCACCUCACUUGGUUCUACUGUUUCAAUGGUCAGUGUGCAGGUGAGGAAACUGCUGCUCCACGCAGUCAGGUAACAUUAAUACAACUUCAUGUUCUAAUACCAACCAUGAGUGGCAAGGCCGUGAAAAUCAACCCACACCAGCAAAAGCUUCAGGAAUGACAGAGUCAAGCCCACCCACCUAAGCACUGGCACUCUCCAGGUAACCUCUGAAUUGUGACCUGUUUGAUGAGCCUUUUUGUCCGCAGAAGACAGAUGUGCAGCCAGCUGUCAGCAGAAGACUGAGAACAGCAAGACUGAAGCAUCCUCAGAUCUCAGGGUUUGAAUUAAAAAUUGGUAAGUGGUGCCAGGACAAUUAUGUUUGCCUGACACCACCAGUUUCUGAGGCUUUUGAGUAAAGUAAACUGGCAGAUGUGGCCACUUGUCAAAAUGUGAUGAGGAGGUAAAGGGCUCUGCAGAUCACCUUGGUCAUAACAUAUAUCACUGAUGUAGGCCUUAAAGGGAUCUGUACCAUGGUUGUCACUGGGAAUCAUGUGUGCACGCACGCGCGCACACACACAUAGCCAUCUUCAACACUUCUUCCAAAAUACAAGGCCUAGAAACAGCACUUUACUUAUGACUGCAACAUCUCCAGGUCUUAUCAGAAAAUAUGAUGAAGAUGAACAGCGCUUUGGGUUCUUAAAAUGUAUGGGCUUCUAAACUGUUAUAAUUGAUGUAUGUGUAAAAACCCUGUAUUAGUUUCCUAGGGCUGCUGGAACAAAAUUCCACAGACUGAGGGCCUUCACCAACUGAAACUUAUUGUAUCACAUUUCUGGAGGGGAGGGCAAAAGUCUGAGCUCAAAGGUGCCGGCAGGGCUGGUUCCUUCCCAGGGUGAGAGAGAAUCUUCAGGCUUCUCAUUAGCAUGUAGACCGUCUUCUCCUUAUAUCGCUUCACAUCUUCUUCCUUCUAUUCCAGUGGUUCUCAACCUUCCUAAUGCCGCGACCCUUUAAUACAGUUCCUCAUGUUGUGAUGACCCCCAACCAUAAAAUUA